AUGCCACCUCACCCCAAGUGGGUCCAUGUUUUAGGUCCUCACAAAGAAAUGUCCAAGGUCCUGGACUUGCAUCUUUGCCCACUUGGCCCCACGCAGAGACAGAGAUGGUUGGUGAUUCAGCCACAGAAGCUUCUGUGCUGUGGAGGCAUGUGCAGGGACAGCAUCAACGACUAUGGGCCCGGAAGCCUGGCACAGUUAAUUUCCAUCUUUUUGUUCUGCACAAUCAACACCAGCAAUGUGCAGUUCCUGGCUAUUGACCACCAUGGUGGCAGUGCUCAUGAGCCGCACAGGGCUGGACCCCUGGGCCCCUGCUCAGCGGGCCCGUGCUCAGCAGCCUGCUGCUGCAGGUGGCCCUGGUGGCGUGCACCUGACGGUGGCCCAGCCCUGGUGAGUCGGGAGCCCCCGCCCCCUCCCCGUCUUCCCCACACCUGCUGCCUGACACCAGCUCCCUGCACCGCCCAGGUUCGUGCCUCUGAACAGGACGGCACCAGCUCCCGACAACCUGCCCAACUACGAGAACACGGUGGUUUUCUCGCUUCCAGUUUCCAGUACCUCAUCCUGGCCAUGGCCAUGUCCAAGGGCGCGCCCUUCCGCCAGCCGCUCUACACCAACGUGUCCUUCCUGGUGGUCCUGGCGCUCUUGGCCUCUAUCCUGGUGGGCCUCCUCCUGGCCCCCGGCCUCCUGCAGGGGCCGCUGACGCUCAAGCCCAUCGCGGACACCCGCUUCAAGCUGCUGCUGCUGGGCCUCGUCGCCUUGAACUUCGUGGGGGCCUUCAUGGUGGAGAGUGUGCUGGACCAGUGCCUCCCCGCCUGCCUGCAGCGGCUCCGGCCCAAGCGGGUCUCCAAGAAGAGAUUCAAGCAGCUGGAGCAGGAGCUGGCCAAGCAGCCCUGGCCGCCCCCUACUGGGCCCAGGAGGUAGUACAGGCCCCGGGCCGACACCCUGGACACUGCAUCCCUGCCACUGAGCCUCCUGGGCCCGUUUGCAGACACCACCGCCAUCCCUCCCUACAUCCCUGAGGUUGGCAGUCCGCACACUU
Messenger RNA from Sorex araneus (European shrew), 1036 nucleotides. RefSeq names its product polyamine-transporting ATPase 13A2-like. NCBI's taxonomy places the organism in Eukaryota, Metazoa, Chordata, Mammalia, Eulipotyphla, Soricidae. The record is from RefSeq and is a predicted model, not a curated record. The coding region runs from base 1 to 918 and encodes 305 amino acids. The transcript is spliced from 3 exons. Gene Ontology annotation, biological process: autophagosome-lysosome fusion; regulation of mitochondrion organization; intracellular calcium ion homeostasis. Gene Ontology annotation, cellular component: membrane. Gene Ontology annotation, molecular function: P-type transmembrane transporter activity.